Medicago truncatula (barrel medic) is the source of this 2103-nucleotide messenger RNA. RefSeq names its product pollen receptor-like kinase 5. Bases 103 to 2001 code for a protein of 632 amino acids. The transcript is spliced from 3 exons. Gene Ontology annotation, biological process: protein phosphorylation. Lineage: Eukaryota; Viridiplantae; Streptophyta; Magnoliopsida; Fabales; Fabaceae. Gene Ontology annotation, molecular function: ATP binding; protein binding; protein kinase activity. The record is from RefSeq and is a predicted model, not a curated record.
GUUAAUUCUAUUUCAUCAUUUCUCACAUUCUAUAAUAUUCUUCAUUCACUUUAUAAUUAUUUCUCAUUUCAUCAUUUUUUUUUUUCCAUCUUAACUCUAAUCAUGUUUCAUGAAAGAGAAUUCAUCUCUAUUAUCAUUCUCUUCAUGAUAGCCUUUUGUUUCUUACCAUCCUCAACAGCUGACACAGAUGCUCAAAUUCUAGUGAACUUCAAAAGCUUCUUAUCCAAUGCAGAUGCUUUAAACAAUUGGAGUAACGAUUCUAUUAAUGUGUGCACAUGGACUGGUUUAAUAUGCAUCAAUCAAACUAUACUUCAUGGUUUGAGACUAGAAAAUAUGGGACUAAGUGGAACAAUUAAUGUUGACAUCCUUAUGAAAUUGUCCAAUUUGAAGAGUUUUAGUGUUAUUAACAAUAAUUUUGAGGGUACAAUGCCUUCAUUCAAUAAAAUUGUGGGAUUAAGGGCAUUGUUUCUGACCAAAAAUAAAUUCUCUGGUGAAAUUCCUGAUGAUGCUUUUGAAGGGUUAAGAUGGCUCAAGAGAGUAUUCUUAGCAGAAAAUGGAUUUAAGGGUCAUAUUCCUAAAUCCCUUGCUCAAUUGCCUAGACUUUAUGAUAUUGAUUUACAUGGAAAUAGCUUUGAUGGCAAUAUACCAGAUUUUCUACAGAGUGGUUUCAGAGUGUUUAAUUUAUCUAACAAUCAAUUGGAGGGUGCAAUACCAGAAGGUUUGAGAAAUGAGGAUCCAAGUGUUUUUGCAGGCAACAAAGGUCUGUGCGGAAAACCUCUUGAACAGCCCUGCAGCGAAAGCCAUAGUGCUCCGCGUGAAGAAGAAAACGAAAAAGAACCUAAGAAACGCCAUGUUCUUAUUAGUAUUAUUGCAUUUGUGGUAGUGCUUAUAUUGGCUUCAAUACUGGCACUUUUGUUCAUUCGAUACCGUAGAAAGAAAGCUGCAGAAAAAUCAAUUUGGAAUAUGGAGAAUGCACAAUCACAGUCUCAUAACACCAACACCAGUACAGCUUCCACGAGUGAGGCCAAAUCAAUUGUAGUUGAAUCCAAGAAAAACAAAGAUGAAGAUUUGAACUUCGUUACGAACGAAAGGGUUGAGUUUGAUUUGCAGGACUUGUUAAGGGCCUCAGCAGAGGUUUUGGGAAGUGGAAGUUUUGGAUCCACUUACAAGGCUAUGGUAUUGACAGGACCAGUUGUUGUAGUGAAAAGAUUUAAGCACAUGAACAAAGUUGGCAAAAAAGAGUUCUAUGAUCAUAUGAGAAGGCUUGGAAGGUUGACACAUCCUAAUCUACUCCCUCUAGUUGCAUUCUAUUAUGGAAAAGAUGAGAAGCUUUUGAUACACGAUUUUGCAGAAAAUGGCAGCUUGGCAAGUCAUCUUCACGGUAGACAUUGUGAGUUGGAUUGGGCAACACGUUUGAAGAUAAUCAAAGGAGUAGCUAGAGGUUUAGCUUACCUUUACAGAGAAUUUCCGGACGAAAAGUUACCACAUGGACAUCUAAAAUCAUCGAAUGUUGUGUUAGACCAUUCAUUUGAGCCUUUUUUAACUGAGUAUGGACUUGUGGAAGUAACUGACUUGAACCAUGCUCAACAGUUCAUGGUAGGCUACAAGUCCCCAGAGGUGAGUCAACAUGAAGGGCCGAGCGAGAAGAGCGACGUAUGGUGUUUAGGGAUACUUAUAUUGGAGCUAUUGACAGGGAAGUUCCCUGCAAAUUAUUUGAGGCAUGGGAAGGGAGCAAAUGAAGAUUUAGCAAUGUGGGUGGAAUCUAUAGUGAGGGAUGGGUGGAGUGGAGAAGUGUUGGAUAAAAGCAUAGGUGGUGGGAGUAGAGGUGAAGAAGGUGAGAUGUUGAAGCUGUUGAGGAUUGGAAUGAGUUGUUGUGAAUGGAGUUUGGAGAAUAGGUUGGGUUGGAAGGAGGCAGUGGCAAAGAUUGAGGAGUUGAAGGAAAUGGAUCAUGUGGGGGUUGGAGGAGGAGUUCAGAGUCAAGACUCUGACUUGUCUCUUUGAUUCUUACUUGUCUUGCUUCUAUAUUGUGUGUAUAUGAUCAUUAUAAAUCAUAUUUUUUGCUACAAAAUUUAUUAAAUAAGAUGUUUUUGGUUUUUCCAUUUA